Molecule: messenger RNA, 751 nt
Organism: Pocillopora damicornis (cauliflower coral)
Lineage: Eukaryota; Metazoa; Cnidaria; Anthozoa; Scleractinia; Pocilloporidae
Product: gamma-aminobutyric acid type B receptor subunit 1-like
Source: RefSeq, a predicted model, not a curated record
GUCAGAGAGAGUCAUGAGUGUUCCUUGUGGCAGAAAGCUAGUCUUUUUCCUUAUUGCUUCGAUCUCCCUUUUCGUCGACACGGUGACAGGCCACCGUCACGAUGAAAAUCAAGCGAUUACGGACAACGAGAAGGAGGUAAAAAUUGGAGUGUUACUCCCCAUGACUGGUUACUGGCCAAUCGGGAAAACUUCAGCCUCCGCCAUAACCAUUGCUGUUGAUCGGAUAAAUGAAGACCAAACACUAUUACCUGGCUAUAAUAUGACUUUUCUGUGGAACGACUCUAUGUGUCUAGCUGCGGAAGGUCUGAAUCAAGCAGUGGAAUUCCGAAUCGCAGGUGUGGACGCUAUUAUUGGAGAUGGAUGUGAUAUCAUCUGCGGACCGGCCGCGAUUUUAGCCUCCUCGUGGAAUCUUCCGAUGGUUUCUUGGGGAUGUGAAUCGCCGACGCUAUCAGAGAAAAGCAUUUACCAGACGUUUGCACGAACUGUUGGGUCCUUCUCAAAAAUGGGAAAAUUGUUUCUGUCGGUAUUUCGCUAUUUCAAAUGGAAGAGCAUCGGAAUUUUGGCAUCGACCGAGAGUAUAUGGCAACUGGCUAUGUCGGGCUUGAUGAAAGACUUUCUGGAGAACGACAUCGAGAUUAGAUACUUACACACUCUUAGUCCAGGGCAUGUUUUGGUGACAGAAAGAGAGGAGUUUAAAAGCACGCUGUUACACGCCAAGGAAACGGCGCGAAGUAAGUGGACGCAGAAAUAA